GAAGGAAAAAAAAAAAAAAGACAAAACACAAAGUGGAGGAGACCAAGCUGACAAAACAAUGUCCGAAACGGCUUAGAACGGCUUAAAACGCCAGCAAAUUUCGAUCUGACCAAUUGCAGACCCAAACAACUCGUCGAAUCUUUUUUUUUUCCUUCUUCUUUGGCUAAUCAGAAAUAAUAAUACACGGAGAAGAAGAAGAAGAUUUGCGUUUUACGUGCUCUCAACUAUAAUCUGCAAGACCGAGAAAGAUUGAUUUCCCUUCUUCUUCACGUGCAUGUUUGUUUCUUUCUUCUCUCUUUCUCUCGUAUAGUUUCGAUCUAUCUAUCUAUCUCACUUAGGGUUUUCAAUUUUACCCCUUUUUUCUCUGUUCCAAUUCUCUAACCUCUCUUCGUCAAAGCUCUUGCUCAUUACAUUUCCGAGACACCCAUUUGAUCAAUUUCGGUGGAAAUGGAAGUUCUUCUCAGAAGUAUCUCGUCGUUUCUAAAUCUGUCAUCUUCUAAACAUAUUGAUUUAGACCCGUUUGAGAAGUACUAUAAGAGAGUUGAAGAGUUAUUGAGAGUGUUGAAGCCUAUAGCAGAUGUUGUUGUUACCUCUGAUUUUGUUUUUGAUGAGAAACUUGGUAAAGCAUUUGAAGAAUUGACUCAGGAUGUUGAUCAAUCCAUUGAUCUUUUCAGGAGUUGGCAAGCUUUCUCUAGUAAAGUCUAUUUCGUUCUUCAAAUUGAAUCUUUGCUACCAAAGAUGCGGGACACCAUUGUGGAUACUUUUCAGUUUCUCAUGUCUUCUAAGAACCAUCUACCUGAUGAGCUAAGCCCAGCUUCUCUUGAGGUACCUUCUCUUUACAUUUAGAGGAAAUUUGUAUCAAUUUAUAUGCUAUAGAUAUGUGGUCUGUUCAGAACAUUAGCUUUAGGUUGGAAAUUAAAUUGGAUCAGUUACUGAAUUUUGUGGAAGGGGUUGAUCGUAGUGAUGCUGACUGCUUUAUGUUUUGUUGUGUUGUCCACAUUAGCGAUUGAAUCAAAUUGCAGGAGAUACGAAUGGUUAAUUUACAAAUAUUCGUAAUUGCAGCAAUGUCUAGAGAAGAUUAAGCAUCUUAGUUAUGAAGAAAUAUCUUCUGUCAUUGACGGUGCUUUGAGGGAUCAGAGAGAUGGUGUUGGACCUAGCCCUGAGAUCUUGGUGAAAAUUGGAGAGAACACUGGUCUUAGAUCAAACCAGGAGAUUCUGAUUGAAGCUGUUGCUCUAGAGAGGCAGAAAGAGAUGGCUGAGCAGUCUGAGAAUAAUGCAGAAGUCGAGUUCCUUGACCAACUGAUUGUUAUUGUAAACCGCAUGCAUGAACGUCUUCUUCUGAUCAAACAGACUCAGACUUCUAGUGUCGCCAUUCUUGCCGACUUCUUUUGCCCUCUGUCACUUGAAGUAAUGACUGAUCCAGUGAUUGUGUCAUCAGGACAAACAUAUGAAAAGGCGUUUAUCAAGAGAUGGAUUGAUUUGGGUUUAAAAGUGUGUCCCAAGACUCGACAGACCCUGACUCACACUACUCUAAUACCCAAUUACACCGUGAAGGCCUUAAUCGCUAACUGGUGUGAGACAAACGAUGUCAAGCUGCCUGAUCCCAAUAAAUCAACAAGUUUAAAUGAGCUUUCUCCUCUUUUAUCAUGUACAGACUCCAUUCCUAGCACGGGUGCUGAUGUUUCUGCUCGUAAAGUUAGCAACAAGUCACAUGAUUGGGAUGCUUCUUCAAGUGAAACCGGUAAGCCCUCGUUCUCAAGCCGAGCAACUGAAAGAGAAGGUGCUUCUCCUUCACGUCCUGCUUCUGCCUUGGGUGCUUCUUCACCGGGUAUAUCUGGAAAUGGUUACGGUUUGGACGCCAGGAGGGGAUCACUAAAUGAUUUUGAAGAUAGAUCAAACGAUUCUCGAGAACUGAGGACAGAUGCACCUGGUAGGUCAUCUGUAUCUUCAACUACACGAGGCUCAGUAGAAAAUGGACAAACAUCUGAGAACCACCAUCAUAGGUCCCCUUCUGCUACUAGCACUGUUUCCAAUGAGGAGUUUCCAAGGGCAGAUGCGAAUGAGAAUUCAGAAGAAUCAGCUCAUGCUACACCUUACAGCAGUGAUGCUUCAGGAGAAAUUAGAUCAGGGCCUCUUGCUGCAACCACUUCAGCAGCUACUCGCCGAGAUUUGUCUGAUUUUUCCCCAAAAUUCAUGGAUAGACGUACCCGUGGUCAAUUUUGGCGACGUCCAUCAGAGAGACUCGGUUCAAGGAUUGUUUCAGCGCCUUCGAAUGAGACAAGACGUGAUCUUUCUGAGGUCGAAACUCAAGUUAAGAAGUUGGUGGAGGAGUUGAAAAGCAGCUCAUUGGAUACUCAGAGACAAGCAACCGCAGAACUAAGGUUGCUAGCCAAGCACAACAUGGAUAAUCGGAUAGUCAUUGGGAACUCUGGAGCAAUCGUCUUAUUGGUGGAACUACUUUACUCAACUGACUCAGCUACACAGGAAAACGCUGUUACCGCACUUCUCAACUUAUCUAUCAAUGACAACAACAAAAAAGCAAUUGCUGAUGCUGGUGCAAUUGAGCCGCUCAUUCACGUGCUUGAAAAUGGGAGCUCUGAAGCCAAGGAGAAUUCAGCUGCUACUCUCUUCAGCCUCUCUGUAAUAGAAGAAAACAAGAUUAAGAUUGGUCAGUCGGGUGCAAUCGGGCCUCUUGUAGAUCUUCUCGGUAACGGUACCCCUCGGGGUAAGAAAGACGCUGCUACUGCCUUGUUUAAUCUAUCGAUACAUCAAGAAAACAAGGCGAUGAUCGUGCAAUCAGGUGCUGUGAGAUAUCUUAUUGAUCUGAUGGACCCAGCAGCUGGGAUGGUGGAUAAAGCAGUUGCUGUUUUGGCAAAUCUAGCUACAAUUCCGGAAGGAAGAAACGCGAUUGGUCAAGAAGGCGGAAUCCCUCUUCUUGUUGAAGUCGUUGAGUUGGGUUCAGCUAGAGGGAAAGAAAACGCAGCAGCAGCUCUUCUUCAACUUUCAACCAACAGUGGUCGGUUCUGCAACAUGGUUCUUCAAGAAGGCGCCGUUCCUCCACUCGUCGCUCUCUCACAGUCUGGUACUCCUAGAGCUAGAGAAAAGGCACAGGCGUUGCUCAGUUACUUCAGAAACCAACGGCAUGGAAACGCUGGGCGUGGCUGAUGAUGGAUGAUGAUGAUGAUGAUGAUGUUGAUGAUGCACAGAUUCUGGUCUCUCAGUGCCUAUUUUUAUGUUUUGUCUUGUGACCAAAGUAGUGAUUUUGUACAAAAGAGGUCUCUUCUGCAAAUAAUUUUUUCGUACUCAAGAUUUUUUGUUGGUUCUCUGUAUUCUUUAAUUUUCUAUUGAUUCUCAUAAUAAACUUUGAUUUGGAAUAGAAUUUUUUUUUUUUUCUUUCUGAUUUCAUAAGACAGUGUAGCUGUGAAUAUGAAAUGAGUGAAAAUAUUUUACC
Molecule: messenger RNA, 3451 nt
Organism: Arabidopsis thaliana (thale cress)
Lineage: Eukaryota; Viridiplantae; Streptophyta; Magnoliopsida; Brassicales; Brassicaceae
Gene: PUB4
Product: RING/U-box superfamily protein with ARM repeat domain-containing protein
Exons: 4
Coding region: 1252-3165 (637 amino acids)
Biological process (GO): protein ubiquitination
Molecular function (GO): ubiquitin-protein transferase activity; ubiquitin protein ligase activity
Source: RefSeq, marked reviewed